This is a messenger RNA of Boeremia exigua, 480 nucleotides long. RefSeq lists its product as uncharacterized. The transcript has 2 exons. Lineage: Eukaryota; Fungi; Ascomycota; Dothideomycetes; Pleosporales; Didymellaceae. The record is from RefSeq and is a predicted model, not a curated record. Bases 1 to 480 code for a protein of 159 amino acids.
AUGUCUUUCCUCCUCCCUGGUCUGCGCCGCGGUGCGCUUCUUGCGACACCCCUGAUCCUGUCCACACCUUUGCUUGUGCGCAAUUUCCGGCACGCGCAGGCCUUCCGCUGUGACUCGGCGGAUCCGCUCGCGAAGCUCGGCGAUGUGCGGAACUCCUAUGCGCGCGAUGCCCAGACACCCAUUAUCACGCAGUCCGGGGCGCCGAAUCCAAAAGCGGUGCGACAGAUUAGUAUGGGCAGUAUACUGGGUGUGAUCGGGGGUUUGGGUAUCAGUGUCUUCAGCAAGCCAUUGGCCAUCUUGCUUGGGUUAGGCAUUGUUGCAUUGCAGUUCAUCGAGUCAAGAGGCAUUCACGUCAUUCCGUAUUCGUAUCUGCAGCGCCGCUUCAAAUCGACGAAUGUCCGCUCACUGGUGCAGGACAACGUUGCUUUCAAGCUGUCGUUUGGUUUGACAUUUGCGCUGGCCGCGUUUGCUGAAUUCUAG